Messenger RNA from Nannizzia gypsea CBS 118893, 1914 nucleotides. RefSeq lists its product as hypothetical. NCBI's taxonomy places the organism in Eukaryota, Fungi, Ascomycota, Eurotiomycetes, Onygenales, Arthrodermataceae. Bases 1 to 1914 code for a protein of 637 amino acids. Gene Ontology annotation, biological process: conjugation with cellular fusion. The record is from RefSeq and is a predicted model, not a curated record. The transcript is spliced from 3 exons. Gene Ontology annotation, cellular component: mating projection tip. Gene Ontology annotation, molecular function: protein binding; phosphatidylinositol binding.
AUGUACAUUUCUGGUCCCUGUUUUACCUUCUCUUGUUCUUACUCUUGCGCUGCUGUUAUUUGCUUCUUCUUCUCUCCGUCUCCUGGUUCAUCUUCGUCGCCGGCACCCAAGCCGCAGAGCUGCAAGGGUUGCUUGGUUUGGGUUGCUCUGCUGCUCGCGCUGUACGACUACCAGCCGUCGCCGGACAACAGAGAGGAGCUGGCCUUCAGCAAGGGCGACUUCUUCCACGUCAUCAGCAGAGAGGACGACCUCAACUGGUACGAGGCCUGCAACCCGCUGUUCCCCAACGCCCGCGGCCUCGUCCCCGUCGCCUUCUUCGAGGUCAUCGGCAAGAACCAGCGAGACAGCGCAGACUCGGUGCAUGCGCCCGUAGACCCCCAGCAGCAGCAUCACGGCCAUAGUCACAGCCACAGUCACAGUCACAGUCACAGCCAGAGCCAGAGCCAGAGCCACGGCCAGCAGACCCGUCUUGCCCACGACUCGGGCUUCGCAGACAGCAGCGCCAUCAACACCAGUCCCAGCAAGGCCGACAAGACCUCGCAGUUCAGGAUGUCGUCCCUGGGCAAGGCCGGCGCCACCGCCAUGGUCUACGGCAUCGUCAUGUACGACUUCAACGCCGAGCGGCCGGACGAGCUCGAAGCAAAGGCCGGAGAGGCCAUCAUCGUCAUUGCGCAGUCAAACCCAGAGUGGUUCGUCGCAAAGCCCAUCGGCCGUCUGGGUGGGCCGGGCCUGAUCCCGGUCUCCUUCAUCGAGAUCAGAGACAUGUCCACGGGGAAGUCGGCGUCUGACCCUCUUGAAGCCGUUCGCCGCGCGGGAGUGCCCCGUGUCGAGGAGUGGAAGAAGAUGACUGCCGAGUACAAGAACUCGUCCAUCUCGCUAGGCAAGUUCGAGAACGGCCCGCAGCAGGCGGCAGCCGAACUGGAACGCAUGAGCCUCAACUCUCGCUCUAACCAUCAACGAAACCCGAGCAAGCAGGGUUAUCCACAGCAACCACAGCCGCAACAGCAGCAACAGCAACACUAUCAAGUUCCCAUACCAGUACAGGCGUCUAUCCCACGAUACUGCUUCGACAAUGACAAGUACUGGUACAUCGUCGAGGUCCAGAUGGAAGACGGCCGAUGGUGGGAACUCUCCCGCUACUACCACGACUUCUACGACUUCCAGAUCGCCCUGCUCUCCCAAUUUGAAGAAGAAGCCGGCAACAGGGGCGGCCAGCGCACUCUCCCGUUCAUGCCCGGACCCGUCACCCAAGUCACAAACGCCAUCUCCAACGGCCGCCGCCAGAGCCUAGACGAAUACGUCAAACAACUCCUCGCCAUGCCCCCGCACAUCUCCCGCUGCCAGCUCGUUCGCCAGCUCUUCGCGCCUCGUCCAGGUGACUUCGAGAUCGAUCCCGCCGUCAUGUCAGAUGACUACCGCCUCUCCAGCGGCUCCCAGCAGUCGUCAGGCCACAACCUCUCCAGAACUGCCUCCCGCCAGUCCUCCCAGGGCCAGAUGAGCGGCCCCAACCAGUCCGGUCACUACCAGCCGUCUCAGCGCCCUACCCACCAACGCAGCCAAGGCUCCGUCUCCCAGCAGUACCAUCAGCAACAACCACAAGCACCACUACCACCACAGGCCCCUUCCAUGUCCCGCCAGGGAAGCUCGUUUAACAGCCAGAUGCCCUCCCAGGGUUCCGGCGCGAUAAAGAUCAAAGUCUUCUUCCAAGAUGAUAUCAUCGUCAUCCGUGUCCCAGACGACAUCAAUCUACGACAGCUGGUCGACAAGCUGCGCGACAGACUCAAGGUAGACGCCAUGAUCAUCCGGUACAAGGACGAGCCGUCAAACUCGUUUGUCGAGCUACUCGGAGACGCCGACCUCGAGACUGCCAUUCGUCGAAACGCCAAACUCAUGCUCUACGUCAAUGCAGCGUGA